AUGUCUCUUUCUUCUAUCAUGACUGGACCUAUAUACUCACCACUAUCACCGUCUCGUCCUACACGGAUUAUCUCGAAUAAAAACCACCAAAUAUCUCCAAGACAAUCUUUUAGUAUUGCUUUACAGUCACCUCCAACAACACCCGAGGAAAGAAGAAUAGCGUCUACGUCCCCACCUUCGUCUCCUCACUCAUUCAGCUCAGGAUUAUCGUCUGUUUCUCUAUCACUUGUUCCUCAUCGAAGUUCGAUCUCUUCUAUCAGCACAGAUCUAUCGUCGGUAGCACCAAUUUUGACUUUACAGGAAAGACGUUUACGCAACAAAACUGCGUCAGCUAAAUAUCGACAAAAGAAGAACCAACAGCAGAACGAAAUGAGGCAAAUGAUUGGCUGUCUAUCGGAACAAAAUGCUGUUCUAGAGCGUCAGCUACAAGAAUUACGCACCGAAAACGAACGGCUCAAGGCAAUAACUGACCGAUUACGAGGAAAAAUUGUAGCCAAAAAGAUGCUGAAACAGUGGAUGGGUCGCCAAAAAGAACUUCCCCAAAACCAUUCCAGACACGCUUUGAACACCACAUUUGUACGGUCGCACCAACAGAAGCAAGCUUUGAGGGAAACACAAAAUCUUCAUACUAUCCUUAUCAACUCAUCAGCAUCAUCAUCACCACCACCACCACCACCACAUGGUUCCCAGAAUAUAUCUUUCAGACAUAGUGAUGAUGAAGAGUUACUAAGCCUUGUGGAUAGUGACCAAUGCGAAGGGGAAUUAGACAGUCUUGUAUCUGACUGA
Messenger RNA from Phycomyces blakesleeanus NRRL 1555(-), 786 nucleotides. RefSeq names its product basic-leucine zipper transcription factor. NCBI's taxonomy places the organism in Eukaryota, Fungi, Mucoromycota, Mucoromycetes, Mucorales, Phycomycetaceae. The coding region runs from base 1 to 786 and encodes 261 amino acids. The record is from RefSeq and is a predicted model, not a curated record. Gene Ontology annotation, molecular function: RNA polymerase II transcription regulatory region sequence-specific DNA binding; DNA-binding transcription activator activity, RNA polymerase II-specific. Gene Ontology annotation, cellular component: nucleus. Gene Ontology annotation, biological process: regulation of transcription by RNA polymerase II. The transcript has a single exon.